Molecule: messenger RNA, 1194 nt
Organism: Umbelopsis ramanniana AG
Lineage: Eukaryota; Fungi; Mucoromycota; Umbelopsidomycetes; Umbelopsidales; Umbelopsidaceae
Exons: 1
Coding region: 1-1194 (397 amino acids)
Source: RefSeq, a predicted model, not a curated record
AUGUUUUCGCUUCCACAAGAUCCUCCUGAUGUACUGGUCAAGUUGUUGCAAUUUGGUCCUUUGGUAGCCGUUUCUGCUAUAGAUACCACCGAAGAUUGGCUUCUCGGCCUAAGACUUGGCCUCCCUGUUAAUGGCAUUGGAGUAGGACCCAUACGGGUCCUUACUGCUGUGUGGAACGAUAAAAAGGUUUCUGUACCAGAAUGCCUGGCUGUUGGUCUCAUGUGGAGCCACUUAUGCAAGAUUCGUAUUCCAAUGGUGGCAAACUGGAUAAAUGAUAGAGUAAAUGAAGGUGUACGUGAAAUUUUUCAAAGCAAAACUCGUGAAACGCUAAUACUUUGGUACGAAAUUACGUCGGUUCCCGGUAUCCAUAAGGACUGCAAAAUAACCAAGAAAGCGAUUGUUCAGCUGUUAUGGGUAUUUUUGGUAGUCGUAACAUCCAUUCUACUACAAGCUUAUGGUGCCAUAGCACUCUCGCUCUUGUUAGUUAUACAAAUGCUUGCUGUAAUGAAUGGAAUGGCUGGAACUAGCGAGGUUCCUUAUCUUAAAAAUCGUAAGAAGCAAGAUAAAAGGUUCUUCAUUGCGGCACCUCAUUUUUCUUCCGACAGUUUGGUGCUGUUCCAAGGCAACAACGGAAUUUUAGAAUCAACACUUAAUGGAGCUAUACAGUAUAAAAGUUCGAGUUUAACCGGAAAAUCUAUUGCUUGCAUACUGGUUGCAGCGCAAGCAAUUGCUGUACUUUAUGCAACUGGAGAGAGCGGUUGGGAUGCCGUACUUACCACCUGCCUCCUAUUUGGAUUAUGGUUACUGAGUCAAUGGGGCAAAAACAGCUCUGAACUUUGGCGAGAUGAAAACUGGAGGCAGCGCUUGAUUCGAAAAGUCAAGUUUCCUACAAGAAAAUCUGCUUGGUUUUUUUGCGCUCUUCAAACAGAAAAUUUUAGUGAGGAAAAGUGGUUCCGGCAUGUAUUGCCUCUAUCCUCCAAUAUUUGUUUGUUACUGAAAUUAUUCACAGCAGUGAGGAAGUACAAGCCAAAAACAAUGGCUGAAUUUAAGGAAAUUUAUUUGAAGGAGGGUAUAGAUCGAAAAACUCUAGUAGAUUUGGAAGAAGACAUCCUUGCCGCAUACCAAAUUCAUAUAGAUUUAGCAAACAGUGAAAAAGGGAACGAUAAAGCACACGUAACAAUCACCAUGUCAUAA